Chaetomium strumarium is the source of this 1523-nucleotide messenger RNA. RefSeq names its product tetracenomycin polyketide synthesis O-methyltransferase TcmP. Gene Ontology annotation, biological process: methylation. Gene Ontology annotation, molecular function: methyltransferase activity. Lineage: Eukaryota; Fungi; Ascomycota; Sordariomycetes; Sordariales; Chaetomiaceae. The coding region runs from base 437 to 1354 and encodes 305 amino acids. The transcript is spliced from 2 exons. The record is from RefSeq and is a predicted model, not a curated record.
CGGUCAUCAACUCGUCUAGGCCCUCUGCUCUUUUCUCCUUUUUCCACGCCACCUGUUGCCUCUUGACUUGGUAUUUAGCAGAUCGACUUGGAGGCUACGUUCUCCAAGGGUUCAGCGUCCUAUCUCAGCAGCUAAAGCGGGAUCUGACAUUCAUACCUGCAAUCAGGCUGCAACUAACCAUUAGCCACUAGGGUGCUUAGGGAUAUCAGAGAUUUGGUACAGAGGUACGGCGGCGUGCAGGCAAAGCCCUAGGUACCUUAAUGAACGCGGGAGAAACAUUUAUGAAACGUCUUUCUAACCCAAAGCCCAACUUCUAAGCCGCCUCGGACUUCAUAUUACUCCGAAUCCGCGACUGGCUAAGCGCAAUGCUUCUUAUUACCUAUCCAAUUCCCAUCUCCAUCCCAAAAAGCAGUCAGCAGUGGAAUCACCUCGCAAAAUGUCGCCUCCAUCACCAGCCGCCCCGACGGCCACAGCCUCCUCCGGAAAGAUCACCCUUACCGGCGCGCAAGAGACCCUCCUCGCGACGCUCUACGGCCGGGCCCUGGACGCGACCGCCAAGCCCAAGCCCGUGCUCGGCGACCGGUGGGCCGCCGACACGGUCCGCCGCAUCGACUACGACUUUGCCGGCCGGACGGGCAUCGGCGCGGCCGAGGCCGCCAGCGUGGCGCUGCGCGCGCGCGCCCUCGACCGCUGGACCGCCGACUUCCUUGCGCGGCACCGCGCCGUCACCGUGGUGCACCUCGCGUGCGGGCUCGACGCGCGCUGCCUACGCGUCGGGCAGGCCGCUGCCGCUGCCGCCGGGCACGACGUUAGAUGGAUAGACGUUGACCUGGAGGAUGUGGUGGAGCUGCGGAGGAAGCUUUUCGCGGGGGUUAUUGACGAGGGCGGAGGCGGCCUGGGCGGCGGCUUGGACUAUGCGCUCGCGGCGGGGUCGGCGGCGGAGCCGGACGCGUGGCUCGGCCAGAUCCCUGCUGACCGGCCGACGCUGGUCGUGUUCGAGGGGCUCACCAUGUAUCUGCGCGAGGAGGAGGGCCGGCGGCUGUUCGAAAGUAUCGUGUGGCGCUUUCGGCCGGUCGGCGGGGAGAUCGCGUGCGACGCGUUCGGCAGCGUCGCGAUCAGGCUGCAGGGGCUCAUCAAGGCUGUCAAGGACUCGGGCUCGGUGCUGCACUGGGCCAUUGACGACCCCAAGCUGCUUGAGACGUGGUGCGACGGGUUGAGGUUGGUUGAAGACCAGCUGACUAUCGAGAUGCCCGGCAUCGAGGAGCUCCCGCUGGUCUCCCGGAUGCAGGCAUGGGCUGUGGCUCGGAUACCGUACCUGAGGGAGGCCGGACGGCUGCUCCGGUACGAAUUUUGAGACUUUAGGGGUCCAAUUCUAUCGCUAUUAAGUCUAUCCCGAGAGUGCAAUAUGAAGCUGGUAUGUUUGACGAGUGGAAUCUUGGAACUUGAGCAGUGGCAUAAUGCCCCUUCUAGGCCAAACUGCUGCGUCCACUCAUGAUACUUGCCGAUCUCGUCCGUAGCGACCG